CAGGUACUUCAGGCAUUUCGGAAAAUAUAAUGCAAACAAACGCGUUGACAGCUGCGCCUGCUCCCCGGGCCUCGCUGGAGCCUGCUCAGGCCCUGGCAUCGGCGCUGCCAAGCCCAUCAGGCCGGGGCAUGGUGCCAGGCUGCCCUCUGCAGAGCCAGCGCCUCCCGGACUGCUGAGGUCACUCGCCUCGCCGGUGUCCGCUGAUAGGAAGGCAGCAGCCUUCACCCUCGCCUAACCCGCUGUCCCCCCGCUGCCCCUUGCCCUAAGGAGCCUCCAGCGGCAGCCAAGACUCCUCUGCACCUGGCAGCUAGGGCGGCCGGGCGGGCAGGUGGGCAGGCAGACGGUCGGGGAAGGACGGGCGGGGGCUCUCACAUCCCCCCAUCUCUUGGACCAGUCCCGGGGCUCUGCUGACCAAGCCAACAGCUGGAAACCGGCAAGAGAGUGACUUAAAGGAAACGGACUUUCUUCCAUCCCCACCCCCACCCCUAUUUGUUUUUUUCCACCACUUUAGCGUUUCUGGACAUUUGGUACCUCUGGAUCCAGAAGCCAAGGCUCCUUCUUCAGUGGGAUACAUAGUAGCAGCCCAUGCAUAUGAUGCUAGAGGCAGACCCUCCCAGGGAAGCCCUGGGGAAACCCCAAUCUGCUUAAAACCUUUAGAAGAUUGUCCUGUUUGGGACAGUUGUUGGAGGACCCAGACUCUUGGGAUGACUUACAGCCCAGUUUCCCCUCGGGACUUGUACCGAAGCAGCCCCUCUACCCCAGAGCCUGACCUGGGGACCACCACAGAUGGGGCUGCUUCAGAGAGCGCUACCCUCAGUCCUGAAACUACCAGUUUUAACAGCACCAAGAUUCCAGAUGUGGCCAGCAGCGGGACCAACAUGGGGACAAUGUUACUAUCCUUUGGAAUCAUCACUGUGAUUGGCUUGGCCAUGGCAAUGGUUUUGUACAUCAGGAAAAGGAAGAGGCUGGAGAAGCUGCGGCACCAGCUUAUGCCCAUGUACAAUUUCGACCCCACGGAGGAACAAGACGAGCUAGAGCAGGAGCUGCUGGAGCAUGGGAGAGAUGCGGCCUCCGCACAGGCCUCUCAGAACAAGAUCUUGCUGACGAACCAGGGCCCGAUGCAGAGACCCAGCCGGCUGGUUUUCACUGACGUGGCCAACGCCAUUAACGCUUGACUGGCGUCGGUCCUAGUCGUGGGAUGCAGCUGGGGCAAGGAGGACAACGCCCUUCACUGGCCAGCACUAACUCUACUGAUGGGAGCCCAGAGCUGGCUCUGUGGGGAAGGUCUCCCGGACAUUUCUAUUUCUAGCCCACACAGUGCUGCCUGACCUGCAAUUUAUAAAGCUCCAGUUGGACAUAAAAUUGACAUCACAGCCCAGCAUGUGGAGAGAUAGUGUGCCCAUGACAUAGGACAAAAAUGGGACCUGAGGGGCCUGGGUCCUCUCUUCAGGAGGCAUGAACCCACUCCACAAUUUAUGGGUUUUCUGUAUCUCACCCUUCCUCUCUCUUUCCCCUCCUCCCACCCUUCCUCCCUAUGCUUCAGGCAAAUCACACCGGGGUAAUACCUGGCUUAAACUGAUGGACAAAGAAGUUGGAAUUUAUGAGUACAACAGGCUAAAAUUUGGGUCAAGUUCAGUGGUCAGCUUUUGUGUGUGCACGUGUGAAGCUGAAGCCAUCAUACCCACAAAGCCUUUCCAUCCUUUCCUCCUACCUUGUCCCCAAAUGGUAUAUUACUAUUCAAUAAAAAAUAGAGGAAAAGGGGUGAAGGGGGAAAGGGAGGGAUAAAAAUAGAAAAGAAAAAGGUCAACAAAAGAUAAAGGAGAAGGGGUGAACGGGAGAGGGAAGGAUAAAAACAGGAAAGAGAAAGAAAGGGAUAGAGAAGGAGAGAUGGAGUGAGGGAUAGUUAGAAGAAAAGAAAGAAAGGGAAGAAAGAGAAGGAGAGAGAGAAUAGAGAUAGAAAAAAGACAGAAAUGGGAGAGAAAGAUGUAAGGAAAGCAAGGAAGGAGAGUCUGGGCAGGCUCUCAUUAGAGCCCUGAUCUAUGUCUGGAAUCUCUACAUGCUUGGAACAAAUACUUCCAUUUUUUAUGGAAAAAGUCUCUGUUGAGUUGAGUGGGUGGAUCUGGAGUUAGAAAGGGAAACCAGUGACUCAUGGAAAGGCUCCCCUCUGCACCGCCCCCCCCCCCGCCCCAUCCCCUACUUAAGGCUCCUGAGAUUGAUUAUGAGGCCAAUAUAGAGUUGUAUUUUUAGAGGGUAAGACACUUGAGAUCCUUAUUUGUACCCCUGAAGAGUCAAAGAAGGGCUGAGAGACAUGUGGAACAAUCAAAGGCACUCAGAACCAUCUACCUUUCAAACUCACCAUUGAACAGAUGGCAUGUGAACACUUCUGGAUUAGCAUCUGGACUAGACUUGGCUUGGAGGAGAGAUGAUUUCUGUGAGAGUCUAUGCUGACUAUUCCAGAUAAUCUAGCUGCACCAUUAAUAAAUGUCUGGAGUGUGUGUGUGUGUGUGUGUAUGUAUGUGUGUGUGUAUGCGCAUGCAUGUUUCUAUGUAGAAGCAUAUAUGCCUCUGCUUUUGUAUGUGAUAAAACAUACAAAACAACAACAGACAUAUUUGUUGAACAUGUACGUAUCUGUCUGUGUGCCUGUAAAGACCAGAAGAUCAGUUUUUGUUGCUUUUUUAAUUCCCAAAGUAGACACUUAAUCCAUCUAAAAUAACUUCCUCUUAUGAUUCUGGUGGUGCUAUCAGAAUAAGACUGUUUCUUGACUCUAGGUUGGGUGGGAAUGAGCAGGUAGUUGCUUCCUGUCAUCUGAGAAGUCAUGGGAACUGGGCUAGGAGACAACUGGAGGAGGUAGAGGGAUGGGAAGCAGAAGCCAGCUCAGGUCUAAUCUCCAAAGGACAAUGUUAACAUUUUGAUGAACCUUUCCCCUUUCCUCCUUUAUGGAGCAAGAACACUCUUCAAAAGGCAAACCAUGUUCUCUAGUCACCUUUCAAUAAAUACUGCACUACCUAUAGCUGCAGACCCUUAAAAUUGGGGAGCCUUAUACCCCACCAGGAUUGGGGUGGGGUGUUGCUGACAGCUCAGAGGAAAGGGACAAAAGGAGGUCUUUGGAAAACACCCCGCAAAGCAUCUUGUUUGUUUGUUGGGCUGACUACAUUAGAGCCAGACCUUCCACUCAGGGAGUGGAUACCCAAUUGAAUUCAACUAAUGCAAUUCAAAAAAUAUCCAUUAAACAUCUGCUGCCCUGUAAAGCUUUGCUAGGCCUUAGAAACCAUAUACAGUUUAUCUAAGACAGGAUCCUUGCCCUUCAUGGUGCUCAGGAUUUAGGAUGAAAAAAAGACAUAAACACGAAUAAUUAUAAUGAACAAUAUUUCCUUUUUAAAUAGUAUUUUAUUUUUUCCCAAAAACAAUUUUUAAAAUUCAUUAAAAAUUUUUUUGAGUUCCAAAUUUUCUCCCUCCCUCCCUUACUUCUCCCCUUCUUAAAAUGAUAAGCAAUUCGAUAUAGAUUAUAUAUGUGCAGUCAUGUAAAACAUUUCCAUUUUAGUCGUGUUGAUGCACAAUAUUUCUUGACAGGUUCAUUAGAGAGGUUCAAAGUCUUGUAUGAGAUCUCAGUUUAUUCUUAAAGUUAAAAAAAAAAUUUCCCCUGUUUCCCAGGUAGAUUAUAAGAUCUUUGUGGACAGGUCUGUCUCACUUUUGUUUUUGUAUCCUCAGCAUCUAAUAUAGUGUCUGGCACAUAAUAGAUGCAUAAUAAAUGCUUGUUGGUUAAUUUUGUAUUUAAAA
Antechinus flavipes (yellow-footed antechinus) is the source of this 3777-nucleotide messenger RNA. It is a transcript of the gene C1H3orf18, whose product is annotated as chromosome 1 C3orf18 homolog. Bases 705 to 1175 code for a protein of 156 amino acids. The transcript is spliced from 5 exons. The record is from RefSeq and is a predicted model, not a curated record. Lineage: Eukaryota; Metazoa; Chordata; Mammalia; Dasyuromorphia; Dasyuridae.